UAUUAUUUCAAAGUUUGGUCACACCCAAUUCUUAUUCACCACUUUUCUUCGUUUAAAAAUUCCUUUAAACCCCACAACAACCGUCUCCCACCACCGUAAACCACCACCAAAACAACACUUUCCGGCAACAAAACCACACCUUUCGGCAACAAAACCACACCUUUCGGCAACAAACCACUAACCGCCGCAUUCAACUCCGUCAGAUCUAACGAUUCACCCACACAAUCAACCUCAUGGACUCGCCGGAGCCUCGCCGGAAACUGAAAACCUUCAAACUCCGUGAUGACGUCAUCUCGGAGCAUCGCCGGAAACUGAAAACCGUUAAACUGUCACCCCUCCGUCAGUUUCCAACCGUAAGAUCUGUUUUUUACUUCUUCUGUUUCUUCUUAUUCUUCUUUAUAAUAUUCCGGCGACACCCCACGACGUCGUUUCAACGCGUUGUGGAGCUUUCCAGAUUCUCCAAACUCUCUACUUACAAAUUUGACUCGGUUAGGGUAUUAUCGAAGUUUAACGAGUUGACUCAGUUUAAAAUAGAAUCUAGGGUUUCGUUUCCCGAUCACAUAUUGUUAAUCGGAACUACAAUCGAUGCUGCAGUUAGAAAUUCAAAUCAAUUCGAAUGUGUUUACAGAAGCAAUUUUUCGAAUUUAGAUCUCGGCGAUGACGUCAUCAAGGGUGCGAAUGAUGAUGGUGAUGACGUCAUCAAGGGGAUGAAUGUGUUGUCGGUGGAUGAGUAUAGUGAUAACCGGUUGUUAGUUCGGUGUGCUCUUCCGCCGGUUAACUUCUCGGCUCCGGUCGGGAUAAGGAGGCGCGGUUUAACCAGUUUAACGGUCGGUUUAGCGGACGAUAAGCCGUUGAAUACGUGGGAGAAUUUGGCGUAUGAGGCGGUGUUGGAUGGAAACACCGCGGUUGUUUUCGUUAAAGGGAUCAGUCAUAGACAGGGUAAAGAAUCGGACCCGAGGCAAUUCAGAUGUCAUUUCGGGUUGGGGGAGUAUAUGAUCACUUCAAGAGCGGUCACCGCAGCUCAAGAAGUGGUGCGGUGUGCGUUGCCGAGGAGUAUGGUUAUGCGUCCGGAGAAAGCCCGUGGGGUUCGGACCACGGUUAGUUUUCGAAUGCCUCGGGUUCAUGGGCGGGUUAACCAUGUUCUUGUCCCGUCUGUAGCCAAGAUACCGGGUUCUGUAUUCAGCCCGAAAGUGAAAAAGCACGAGCUUUGUGUUUGCACCAUGUUGUGGAAUCAAGCCCAUUCUAUACGCGAGUGGAUAACAUACCAUUCGUGGCUUGGUGUCGAGAAAUGGUUCGUUUAUGAUAAUAACAGUGAUGAUGAAAUCAAGACAGUGAUCGAGGAUCUUGAUUUUGAGGGUUAUAAUGUUAGUCGACACGUUUGGCCGUGGAUCAAGACUCAAGAAGCCGGGUUCUCACAUUGUGCUAUCCGGGCUCAAAGCGAAUGUAACUGGGUUUCUUUCAUGGAUGUAGACGAGUUCUAUUACUUCCCGUACAACCCGGUAUCCGGGUUCCCAGGCCAGGGUUCACUCCGAACACUGGUUUCAAAUUUCACCACAUCGUCGUCAAUCGGGGAGAUUAGAACAUCUUGUCAUAGUUUCGGGCCUUCGGGUUUAACCUCCCGGCCCAAACAAGGAGUCACAGUUGGGUACACUUGCAGACUACAAAGCCCGGAAAGGCACAAGUCGAUCAUCCGACCGGAUGCACUCGACACGAACCUAAUGAACGUGGUGCACCAUUUCCAUUUACGGAAAGGGUUCACGUUCAUCGAUUUGCCUCAAAAUACCGCAAUCAUCAACCACUAUAAGUACCAAGUAUGGGAGGUUUUUCGGGCAAAGUUUUAUAGACGGGUGGCUACUUAUGUAGCUGAUUGGAAGGAUAACCAGAACGAAGGGUCGAGAGACCGAGCACCUGGUUUGGGGACAGAGCCAAUCGAACCGCCUGACUGGAGGCUGCAGUUCUGUGAGGUAUGGGACACUGGGUUAAGGGACUUUGUUUUGGCUAACUUGGGUGAUGUUACUACUGGAGUUUUGCCAUGGGAUAGAUCUAUGUGACAUACUAUGAGGUAUACAGAUAUUUGAUUGAUUGAUUCUUUGGACCGAGCUAUCGUAUUUCGAAUCAUUGCGCUCGGGAUUUCGUAUCUGAUGAUAGUUACAUUGUUUUUGUAAGUAUGAAAAUGGGCUGUUUUGGUGAUAGUUGUACGUUAUAUGAUACUUUUUUCUUGUGACACUGAAGGAAUUUCCUGCUUGUAUAUUCUUUUUAUAUUGGCUCUUUGGCUUGUAUGUAACCAUGUUGUAUGAA
Helianthus annuus (common sunflower) is the source of this 2298-nucleotide messenger RNA. Its product is annotated as glycosyltransferase family 92 protein RCOM_0530710. The transcript has a single exon. NCBI's taxonomy places the organism in Eukaryota, Viridiplantae, Streptophyta, Magnoliopsida, Asterales, Asteraceae. Bases 234 to 2051 code for a protein of 605 amino acids. The record is from RefSeq and is a predicted model, not a curated record.